UUAAGAUGCCGACUGCUAGUUAUUUUGUGAUCGACCGUGUGCUAGGUGUCGUUAGUUCCAAGCAACUUGAAGAGCUCAAGAGCAAUGCAGUAGAUCUCUAGCUUAUCGUUGUGGUUAUGCUGAAGCGUGAAUAACGUCUCCUUUCGAUGGCUUUGUAAUACAUUGCUAAAUGUGCGAUUCCUCGCUGUUGCAUUUUGCUCCAUAUUGUAAUUCUACGAAAGAUGUUCAAGUUCGGUUUUGCAAAGGAUUCAGCCGACGUUGACAGAGAAGAUGGUGAAAAGAAGGAGACAUUAGACUGGAAUCUCGCCUCGAAGUUUCAAGUAACAGCUGAGCAACUCAGGACGAAGUAUGAGACUGAUUAUUACACAGAAACGACAGCGUUUCCCAGUUUUAGAUUAAAAUUAAUUCGCUCCGAUAAAGUGCUGGAAGACUUGACCAAGCAGAAUUGUCAGAAUAUUAUUGAGGCCGAGUCGCAGCACUCCGAUCUUGUUCCAGCAAAAUACGAAGGUGGCUUAAAAGUCUGGGAAUGCACGUACGAUUUGGGUCGGUACAUAGUGCAGGAGGGACUCGAGCUAAAAGAUAAACUGGUAAUGGAUCUGGGUUGCGGUGUUGGAUUAGUUGGCCUCAUCGCCCUUCUCAAAGGUUCCACUGUCCACUUCCAAGAUUACAAUGCAGAAGUGCUGCGGUCCGUGACUGUCCCAAACGUGCUGAUGAAUCUUGAUAGCGCGAGCGUGUCGACAAGAUGCGAGUUUUACAGUGGCGACUGGGCUUCGCUGGCGACGUUGUUCGACGAUAACGAAAGCGGGAAGUACGACUACGUCUUUACGAGUGAGACCAUCUACAAUCCGAACAAUCAUCAGAAGCUGUACGAGGUUCUCAAGGCGAGGUUGAAGAUGGAUGGCGUCGUAUUCGUCGCCGGAAAAACCUAUUAUUUCGGUGUGGGUGGCGGAAUGAGACAGUUCGAGAGUCUCGUGUUAAGGGACGGGUGCUUCGACGUCAAGUCGGUUUGGAGAAGUCAAGAUGGAGUGAACAGAGAAAUUCUGAGGCUCACGAGUAAAACGCAUUAAAGACGCUAUUACACCUAGCGUGGAACAUUAUUGUCUUCGUGGACAUGUGAGGCAUCAAUUGGAAUGUUGUAAUCAACGAUUUUUGCUUUCGACGAUGAAACUCUUUCAAUUAUUUAUUGCUCGUAAAGCUUUCACCGUCGAGAGCUGUUGCUCAUAUUUUAUCAAUAAAACUUGUGAAUGUUUCC
Molecule: messenger RNA, 1252 nt
Organism: Ooceraea biroi (clonal raider ant)
Lineage: Eukaryota; Metazoa; Arthropoda; Insecta; Hymenoptera; Formicidae
Product: histidine protein methyltransferase 1 homolog
Biological process (GO): peptidyl-histidine methylation, to form tele-methylhistidine
Cellular component (GO): nucleus
Molecular function (GO): protein-L-histidine N-tele-methyltransferase activity
Source: RefSeq, a predicted model, not a curated record